Triplophysa dalaica is the source of this 2340-nucleotide messenger RNA. Its product is annotated as epoxide hydrolase 3. The record is from RefSeq and is a predicted model, not a curated record. Lineage: Eukaryota; Metazoa; Chordata; Actinopteri; Cypriniformes; Nemacheilidae. Gene Ontology annotation, molecular function: hydrolase activity. Bases 789 to 1961 code for a protein of 390 amino acids. The transcript is spliced from 7 exons.
AUAUAAGCACGAUAUCUUAAGUCUCUAAUAUACUUUUACAUUUUUAGUCUACUCUUAUUUGUUUGUUUGUUCGCACUUUGCAUUGAUUUUCAAUGUCGUAAUUAUUGCGUGAACUCAAAUGAUUUUUAACCCGUAAUAUCUUAUUCUAUCAACCUUAUUCGGUUUCAUAAAAGUCACAUAAGAAAGCUCAUACAUUGUUCAAAGAAAAUCGGUUUACAGUAGAAGCAAAAACUGCAGUGAUUUUGGUUUUAGGGGAAUUUUUGUAAAGCAUAUAUUUUUAUAAUUACACAUUUUAUCUUACGACAGAACACAAGUCACAAGGUACAUCCACGAACGUGUACAUUGCGACCCCGUGUGGCAGAAUAAGAGACGUAUUUAGGAGUGACUAAAAUUAUUAUUUACAUGAACUACACUUUUUUUUAGAUUUAUUUUAUAAAAUCCACUUCUUUGUAAAAAAUCUAAUAAAAGAUUUACAUUAUGCAUUAUUAAAGACAUAAGUGUGAACGUUAAAAAAUAAAUAUAGAAAUAGAAGGUGUUAAGAUAAGGACCAUUUAUCUGAGCCAAUCUCCCAAACAUCAAAUAUUUAAUUUUCAACAUUACCAGUGUGUCACAUUAUGGAAACAAAAUACUUGUUUAUCGUUGGUACAAAAAUAGCUGACCGUUGUUUGGCCUGUGUUUCAAUGCAGUCACAUGGGGUUUAUUGUGACAGGGGAACUUUUCCAAAGAUAGGGAGCUGUUGCUAGAAUAACCUUGUGUCAUAUGUCUCCCAAACUAUUACAUGUACUAUAAUGAUGAGUAAUUCUUUAAUGCAGUUGCUUCUACUACCAACACGUCUAAGUUUGUGGAUUCUCUAUUUUGUAUAUUACAUUGUAGUAUAUGGCACAGCUGGAAUCACUGCUUGUUUUGUUUUGAUCCGAAUUGCCUGCACUGGAUUUAGAGAUCCAUAUGGAAUUUUCCAGUGGACCACCCGCAAGAAACCCCCAGCUUGCCUACAAGACCCAGCACUUGGUGACCAUGCAUAUUUGAAGGGCAGGAGUUCAGGCUUGAGGUUUCAUUACGUCAGUAAAGGAAACCACAGGAAACCACUAAUGCUGUUUCUUCACGGAUUCCCGGAAAAUUGGUACUCCUGGCGUUAUCAAUUAAAAGAAUUCAGCAGCCACUACCACACGGUGGCGCUAGAUCUACGCGGCUGUGGGGAUUCAGACGCUCCGGUGCAGCUGGAGGAAUACUCAUUAGAGAAACUCUUAUAUGACAUCAGAGACACUAUUGACGAAUUGGGUCACACAAGUUGUAUAUUGGUGGGUCAUGACUGGGGUGGGAUGCUGGCAUGGCAUUUUGCACUGGAGCGGCCUGACAUGGUGCGGCAUCUUAUAGUCAUGAAUGCUCCUCACGCUGCAUCAUGGCUGGAUGCAGUUUUAAGAAGACCUUCUCACCUGUUGCGUUCUGGUCAUGCGUGCUUUUUUCUGUUACCUCUGCUGCCUGAGAUUGCACUGUCUCUUCAAGACUUCACGUUAGUGCGCAGUCUGUUCUGUGGCAAGAACAUGGGGAUAAGGAACAAAGAGAAGAGACUGACCGAGGCCCAGCUGGAGGGUUACUUAUACCGCCUGUCUCAACCUGGAGGACUCACAGCUCCUUUAAACUAUUUCCGCUCCCUCCUGAGUAACACUCUGUACAAGCAUCAGGACGUGGAUGUGCCCUGCAUGCUAAUUUGGGCUGAAGCAGAUAAAAUACUGGUGGAGGGAAUGUCACGAGGAACCCGACCUUACACCAGAGGAUCUGUUGUCAUUCACACUGUGCCUGACUGCAGCCACUGGGUUCAGCAGGAUCGACCUGAGAUAGUCAACAAACUGCUCUGGGACUUUGUUCUGGAUAAGGAUAUUGUGAAAAAACAACCAGGCCAAACUUCUGGUUCCCCUGUAAAAGAGGCAAUGAAUGGAGACAUAAAUCAUGACAGCCACUAGCUUCAGCAUGGUUUUUGGGCAAAUUUCCUCUGAAAAUAACACAACUUGCUUUUUACUCAGAUUUGUCUUGUAAGUUGCUUUGCAUCAUUUUACUGCACUGUUUUAAAUUCACGCUUGCUUAAUAUCUGUUAUCAAUGAAUACUUGAAGAGAGUUUGCAUUUAAAAGAUUUGUUUUAAGUUUGUUAAGUCUUGAGUGUCUUCUUGUGAUCUUCAUGCAAGCAUUUAUAUAUCAAAACAAGUCCGUAUAUUAUAUGCCAUUUAUCUGAAAAGUGAACAGAAGAAGCCACACAUGAUCUAUAGCGUGUUAUACUUCCUACGCUAUGUGUCGGAAACGACAUGUUUAAAUGUAUAACAACAUAAAAAUAUAUUAUGAGACAAA